Molecule: messenger RNA, 1518 nt
Organism: Olea europaea var. sylvestris
Lineage: Eukaryota; Viridiplantae; Streptophyta; Magnoliopsida; Lamiales; Oleaceae
Product: SKP1-interacting partner 15-like
Exons: 2
Coding region: 123-1283 (386 amino acids)
Molecular function (GO): protein binding
Source: RefSeq, a predicted model, not a curated record
GUCCAGGCUUAAAAGCGUGACCGCAGUUUGGAUCAAGACUCAGGUCGUCAACAACAACUCUUCUUUCUCCCCAAGCUAGCAUACCUCAAAUUCUCCGUCUACCGCCGCCGGCUGCAAAUCCGAUGGAUUCCUCGCCUCUCAAUCAUUUGCCAGAAGAAACCAUCCACCAGAUCUUCUUCCAACUUCCCCUCCGCCAAAUAGCCGCCUGCAAGUGCGUCUGCAAAGCCCUUAACUCCGCCCUCUCCUCGCCGUCAUUCCGCCACCUUCUAUCCGCCCAACACACCUCUCUCUCCCUCCUCGCCCUCAAGCCAUCUGAUCGCCACAUUUCCCCCUUUCCCAACCUCCAUGCCUUUGACCCUGCGUUAAGUCAGUGGCUCAGAUUCUCUCUCUCUUUCCUUCCGUUUUCGUCUCUUCAUCCGAUUACUUCUUCAGAUGGGCUACUGUAUCUCUGGGCUGCUCGACCCCCUUCGCGAAAUUCCAAUACCGCCCAUGUGAGGAAUUCUUCCCAGAAGUCCCUUGUGGUUUGUAACCCUUUAAUCGGCCAGUUCAAAAUCCUCCCUCAGCUCGGCUCGGCUUGGUCUCGCCACGGCUCUGUUUUAGCUGGUUCGGGUAAUACUGUCCUCCUCCUUACAGAGCUUGCCAUUCUCUACUAUUCUGAAAGUAAUGGCGUUAAUGGGGCUGUUAAUUCUGGUGGUGUCUCGUGUAAUUGGCUCAAGUUCACCUCGAAUUUACCAUCAAAGCCUCGGAGUCCUGUAAUGGUAUCCGAUUCGAUUCUGGCGUUGUGUGAUGUGGGAUCUCCGUGGAGGUCGCAGUGGGCUAUAUAUAAGACGAAAAUAACAGAUAUGGAGAAAAAGAAGCAUUGGGUUCGGGUGGAGAAGAGGCAGUGGGGUGACAUCUUUGGCAUUUUGAAGCGGCCGCGAUUGGUAAAGGCCAUGAAUGACAAGAAAGUUCACAUGGUUGGAGGGUUAAAAAGCUCGUUUGCUCUCCACAGCUCAUGCACUACCAUCUUGAUAUUGAGGUUGGAUUUGGAAAGCCUGGAGUGGGAGGAGGUUGGGCGAAUGCCUGUGGAAAUGUAUAGGUGCUUCAUGGAGAGUAGUAAAUUUAAGGUGUUUGGUGGGGGGAAUAAGGUGUGUUUUUCUGCGAAAAGGGUGGGAAAGUUGGUUCUUUGGGAAGAAACUGAGGAGGGCAAGGCCGAAUGGAGGUGGAUUGAAGGUUUGUCAGGGCAUGGAGACGGCCUUUGUCGUGGAUUUGUAUAUGAGGCCAGGCUUGAUGCUGUGCCAUAGGUGAGAAGGAGCUUUAACGUUGUGGUAUCUUAUUUGAAUUGGAAUUCAAUGACAUUAUUUUACAUCAAAUUGAAAAUGUUGAUUAUGCUUCAUGUAAUGAUCAGGCUUUGAUUGUGUUUAUGCAUUUGUAUUGCUUUGGAUUGCUUAACUAGUGAAAUUAAUUAUUUGUCUUUCGUGUGUUACAUGAAAUUUGUUUUAGUAAAAGUUCAAAAGCUCCAAGCUUUACUUGAUUGUA